Molecule: messenger RNA, 549 nt
Organism: Eremomyces bilateralis CBS 781.70
Lineage: Eukaryota; Fungi; Ascomycota; Dothideomycetes; Eremomycetales; Eremomycetaceae
Exons: 2
Coding region: 105-407 (100 amino acids)
Source: RefSeq, a predicted model, not a curated record
UUGGAAUUGGAGAUGGAAACGGGACGACAAGUGACUUGAUGAUUGAUGAUGGUUGAUGGUGAAACAGUUACAGGACAUGUCACCAUGUACAGAUCAUGCGAUAGAUGGAGCCAUGGAGGGGUUGCUGUGGCUGCUGUGAAAUUGGCGAUGCCACUUUUUUGGUGGCGGUGGCAUUCUUUGUCAAAGUGACUCCGUAUCAGCACUCAGCACCACGAUUCAUUCUACUCUUCAGGUACACUAGUCUACACAUUUCUACACGAUAUUAUACAGAUAUCUAUUUACAUAUAUCGGUAAUUACUGCCGCGUCUCCCAUGUCUGUCGUGGUUACCUUGUCGCUUGUGUCAGCAUUAUGCAUCAGUAAUUAUCAAAGCAAGUUGCAGGAAACUCCUUCUGUACCCCGUCCAUGACCUCAUCGAUCCCUUGUGAGUCGGACUGACCAAGAUACGCCGUUCCACCUUUUCAGGGUCUGGAUUGUCGACCCUGAACGAUCUAUCUGGUCUGGGUUGGAAUUUCCCGGCGUGGCUAUCGCUACAUUCGGGCAAUCACCCC